Messenger RNA from Cooperia oncophora, 561 nucleotides. NCBI's taxonomy places the organism in Eukaryota, Metazoa, Nematoda, Chromadorea, Rhabditida, Trichostrongylidae. The record is from the annotation of a GenBank genome assembly.
UUGGUUUCUUCUAGGUACUACAAAUCGGACGAUGACACGUAUGUGGUCGUGGAUAACCUUCGAAAGUAUUUGGCAACGUUCAAUCCAAAUGAGCCGCAUUACAUUGGGUUCAGGCUGAAAAGGAGAAUGCCACAUCAUGGGUAUAACGCCGGUGGAAGCGGGUAUGCGAUGAGCCGAGAGGCCAUGAAAAUUUUUGCCGAGCAACUAUUUCAUAUGAAAUCGCUGUGUCCAUACCAUGAGUGGGAAGAUCUCGCUGUGGCCAGAUGUCUAGCGAGCAUAGGCAUUUAUCCAGUGGAUAGCCGGGAUGAAAAGCACCGACAAAGAUUUCUUCCAUGGAAACCUGAAUAUCAUUAUCAUGCUGAUCUGACCAAAUCGUUCCUCAUGGAUCCUAUCGAGCACUGGGGACCAUCCAUAUUCCACGAGAAUCUUAUCAGUAUGCAUCAUCUACAACCGGAAGAUUUGCGUCUCAUCGACGGAUUGCUAUACGGGGUGGCGGCGGGGAUCUGGAAUCGGACCAAGCCACGGGUGGAAAGCACUCUCGAGUCACCGCCAGCAUCCUGA